This is a messenger RNA of Dentiscutata heterogama, 1092 nucleotides long. Lineage: Eukaryota; Fungi; Glomeromycota; Glomeromycetes; Diversisporales; Gigasporaceae. The record is from the annotation of a GenBank genome assembly.
CUUUCCAAAAGAUUCCCUAUGAAAAAAAGAGUAAAGAUGAAAUUAUUACUCACGUUAUAAAGGGCCGUAGAGAAACCCAAGAAAUUCCUGGAUUGGACUCUCUUGGCGUUCAAAGAAAAUAUUCAAGAAUCAUUACAGAAGGAUGGGAAAAUAAACCAGAAAAAAGGAUUAGAAUGGAAGAAAUUCUAUGGAGAUUUUCAGAUAUUGAAGAUGAACUUACUAAACUUAAAAAAAAUAAUUUGGGUUCUGUCCGUUCAUCUGUUCGUUUUUUAAAUCCAAAUGGACGCAAUACAAGGGCUGCUACAAGAGCUAUUUCAAAUCCGGACAGGCCUAAUUUCACGAUCAAUGCAGAGUUUAUGAAACAACGAAGACAAAGCGCUUUUGAACCAUCCAAAAAAAUGGAAAGUCAGUCGACACCAACGACACCAUCCACACCGGAAUUUUUAAUAACGUCAUCAGACGAUGAUACUUCGUAUUCAAUAAAAAGUGAUGAUGCGAUUGAAACACUAAAUGAGACUUCGAAUUCAAUAAAAAAUGAUGAUACGAUUGAAACACUAAUUGAAACUUCGGAUUUAACAAAAUUUGAUGAAGUGAUCAACAUCUUAGCCAUGCCCGAAGAAUUUAAAGAUAUAAUGUCUAAUCAAAAGGAUAAUGGAUCUUUUGAAGUCAGCGAGACGAUUUGUAAAGAAAUGAACGUUCCCAUUAUAGAAAUAAUACCUACAUUAAAGAAAUUCACACAAAAUAAGAAACUACAAUCUUCAGAAUCAGAUUCAUGGUGGAAAACAGCACUUACUCUUAGUUACUUUAAAGUCGUUGCACCGCAUCAUGAAAUACAAUGGAAAGAUAAUUGCAACAAAGCUCUCGAAUACCUUUCUAAACAAAUUGGAGAUGCUACUGUUGAAAAAGAAUUAUUAGAUUGCACUGAUAAAUAUGUUUCUGGUAGUCUUGCUUCUUCAGAGAAAUGUACAGAAAUUACAUCUAAACAGGAAGAGGAUGGCAGCAUUGAAUCAGACGUUCAUAAAGAAAAUAUUAUUAAUAAGAUUAAAAAGAACAUUACUAUCAAAAACCUUCAAUUACCUGAAUUUUUAUUAA